AUGAUGGUUCAUCAGGGAUCGCCAGCCGCCGCUGCGUACAAUUUCCCGUCAACGUCGCUGCCGCUGCCCACCGACGCCGCCCACCAGCGUGGCCUGGGGCAGCCCGCCAGCGGCGCAGCCACCACCACCACCACCGCCUCCGCCGCGCCCCAGGCCCCCCAGGCCCCCGCCGACCAGGCCUUUGCGCCGUGCGGCAGCGCCAGCUACAGCGCCAGCUACAGCGCCAACUCGGACGCCUGCACCGCCAUGCUCCUCCCCCCCCCCGUGCUGGGCAAGAGGAAAGCAGAGACGCAGGACAACGAACAACUGUCCAAGCGAUUGAGUCUGCUCAACCUGGAAAAAGGCGGCUCCAAGCUCUACGUCCCCGUCGAAUCGCCCGCCCCGGCCGGGCUGACCACGCGCAAUGCCCCCGACAACAACAACAACAACAACAACAACCACGACGACGACUCGAUGAUGCAGCUGGACCACUCCCAGCACAGGGUGUACAUUUACAACCUGGACGACGAGCUGUCCUCCGAAAGCGGCCACGACGACGACGACGACGCCGACGGUAAGCUAAUCCUGCUGCCCGACGUCGAGAAACACCUGCGCGAGCGCCGCAUCCCCCCUCACGUCCUCGCCAACAGCCAGGGCCAGCUGGCAGGCAUGCAUAUGCAGCUGGUGCCGUACAGCGACCCCAAGUCCCUGACCGUGCCGGAGGAGCACGACAGCGUCAGAAAGGCCAUCAUCGAGGCGAGGCAGCGGGCCAGGGACAAGCAGCGGCUGGAGCGCGAAGCGACGCCCUCGACGCCCUUCCCGACAGUGUCCACGGCGGGCGUCGUCAUGUCGAGCGCGGUUGACAAGGGCGACGAGAUGGACAUUGAUUGA
Messenger RNA from Ustilaginoidea virens, 870 nucleotides. RefSeq lists its product as uncharacterized. The transcript has 2 exons. The record is from RefSeq and is a predicted model, not a curated record. The coding region runs from base 1 to 870 and encodes 289 amino acids. NCBI's taxonomy places the organism in Eukaryota, Fungi, Ascomycota, Sordariomycetes, Hypocreales, Clavicipitaceae.